UCUACCCUGAGAUAGUGCAAACUAGUACAUAAUGUAACUGUUUGACGAGAGCGAGGCGUAUCAGAAAAUAUGGCGAACGCUCAUGUCGAACCAGAUCUAGCAGGGUUCACUGGGGAGGAAUAUGCAGAAAUAUUUGAUAUACGGGCAAUGCCUAAACCUACAACAGAACGAGAAGUGGGCCAGUUACCAGAGAAGGACAUUAGGAAGUUCUUCGAGGAGGGAUAUGUAGUUGUAGAGAAUGUCUUCCGGAAGGAAACUUUGGAAGCCUGUAAGACGGCCAUAGACAAAAUGGUUGAUGAGCUUGCUCAAAAACUGUAUAAAGCAGGAAAGAUCACAGAUCUGUGUGAAAACUUCGGAACCUCUGAUAGGUUGAUCAGAUUGGACAAUCAGUUUCAAGGGACAAGUGUUCUCUUUAUAAAACAUGCCCGAUUGAUGCAGGCGUUUAAGGACCUCUGGACAGACGAAGUGUUAUUGAACAUUGUCGAACAACUUAUAGGCCCGGAUAUAGCUGGUCACCCAGUUUGGAAUCUACGGGCAAAGCUACCACAAGAUGAAGCAACAACAGUCCCAUGGCACCAAGAUUCUGGUUACCUUGACACGAAUAGUUACCGUGUAUUACAACCCACCGCCUGGAUACCGUUUGUGGACGCUACAGAGACCAACGGCUGCUUGCAGAUGAUGCAUGGUGGCCACAAAACUGGGAAAGUCGCCACUCACCAGUGCUGUCAUGGUGGUACCUGGUAUGUAAUGCUGGAAGAAGACGAAAUGGAGAAAACACUUGAUAUCAAUGUGAAGAAGGACAUUAGGACCUUCCCUAUACCCUAUGGAAGUAUGAUUUUGUUCAAUAAUUUGAUUCCACAUAGAAGUUUAAAUAACGCGUCAGACCAUAUCCGUUGGAGUGUAGACCUACGCUGGCAGACUCCACACCUCCCAUACGGAUAUUAUGGCCUCAAACAGGGAGUCGUCUUCCGCACGAAGGAGGACCCUCACCCUGUAGUAGAUUGGGACAAAUUCGAAGGAGUGGAUAGGUUCAAGAUCACUGCUGAUGCUGUUAAAGACACGCCACAGGAAACAAAGGAAGCUGAUUUUGAUACAUCCAUUCAGGGACCUUGGAUGAAGAAAUGGGAAAUCGUUCACGUCAAUCGGCAUGUGCAGAAAAUGCAGAGCGAGGAGAAGUCCGCUUAAAUGGGUUGAAUUAAAUCUGGUUUUAAACCAUAAAGUGACAUGUCAUUGAUCUACAACGCUUAGACAAUAACAAAGGUUUCAAGAGGUUCAUUUUCAAGACAAUUAUUAAAGACUUAGGAAACACAAAAGGAGAUAUGUAGAUUAAGCCAAACCUAAAAGUAAGUUACAAGUUACAGUUCAAUUUAAAUCGAUUAUCAUAUCAUACAUUUAAAACUCCCAUUAGGUCUAAGUAAGCUGGGGUGUGGCUGGUACAUUUUCGGGCGGAUUCAUUUAAAUGUGGAUGCAGAGCAGGGCCUUGGUAAGGGGCACAAAGUUUUUUUUUGUGGAUUCAACUUCGUAACUGUGUAUUUUACUUCUCGCCAAUUCAGGGGGACACAAUCCGUGUUUUCUUUACGACUAACGUUUCAUGGAAUAUACAGAUAUUACUAAGAAUGUAACGUCUAACUUAAAGAUUUCAUGAAAGUUAAAAAGAAAUCGUCUUUGGUAUCAAUUCUGUUAUUACACUCUGGCUUGCUGUAUAUUUGAAUGCAUUUUAAACAGGCAAUAGAGAAAAUAAUUCGAAAUAUAUAUACAUUUCAAGGAAACAGUCCUGUAAAGGAUUCAUUUCAGUUAAGCAAGUUUAUGACAAAGGUGUUCUAUCUUAUAUAAAUUCUUUCUAUGAGAGGCGAGAAAAGUUGAUCGCAUAUUUCCCUAGAUAAAUCGAUUUUAAAGAUUUACGUACUAUAAAAUAGAAUAACAAAAUUAAAGCAGAGGAGAUGCAUCCAACUUACAAACAAUGGAAAUGAAGCCAUACAACAAUACAAAUGCUAGUAACAAAUUCUUUACACACAUUGUUUUGAUCCAGAAGUCGACUAGCAUGUAUAUGCGAAAAUCACAUUUGCUAAUACUGUUUUACGAGUCCCCGUACAGUGCUAUCACCCACUUUGGCUAGAUUUUAACAAACAGAGUUUUUUAUUCAUCUACAUCAAUUCAUACAGCUGGAUAAAUCUGUAUCCUAUACUGGUUCUAGUCAGUGAAGUGUGUAUUUAUGUAUUCCAUCAUCAUUAAUUUCCAUUUAUUCAAUAGUAACACAUCAACUUUUACUGCGUAUGAAGUAUGCAUAUCACAUUUGAUUCCUUACUGCAGAACUUGUUAUAGAUGUCAGGUUUGUUUUGGAUAGAUGUAUCG
Mizuhopecten yessoensis (Yesso scallop) is the source of this 2352-nucleotide messenger RNA. Its product is annotated as 1-deoxypentalenic acid 11-beta-hydroxylase-like. NCBI's taxonomy places the organism in Eukaryota, Metazoa, Mollusca, Bivalvia, Pectinida, Pectinidae. The coding region runs from base 70 to 1185 and encodes 371 amino acids. The record is from RefSeq and is a predicted model, not a curated record. The transcript is spliced from 9 exons.